Messenger RNA from Sebastes umbrosus (honeycomb rockfish), 5626 nucleotides. RefSeq names its product DNA topoisomerase II beta (gene top2b). Gene Ontology annotation, molecular function: DNA binding; ATP binding; DNA topoisomerase type II (double strand cut, ATP-hydrolyzing) activity. The transcript is spliced from 36 exons. Gene Ontology annotation, cellular component: nucleus. The record is from RefSeq and is a predicted model, not a curated record. Gene Ontology annotation, biological process: resolution of meiotic recombination intermediates; sister chromatid segregation; DNA topological change. Lineage: Eukaryota; Metazoa; Chordata; Actinopteri; Perciformes; Sebastidae. Bases 474 to 5330 code for a protein of 1618 amino acids.
UACUAUCUUGCAGAUGGCGGAGCCGGACAGCUGGUUGCUACUGCUGCUAGCUUAACACUCCGCUUUUAUUUCUAAAUGAAAUGUAUUUAAGUGUGUCGUUUUCGGAGCAUUUCAGUUAAACUCCUGUUUUAUUCUGUUGACUUUUCACGUGAAGUUGUAAACCUAUUGAAUCCGUGUGUUUUUGUACCGUAUUUAUUAAGUUAGCCGGGUUAGCAUCUUUGUUAAGUUCAGGCCUCGCUCUGCCUCCGCUGGUCGAGUUUAACAAUAGCCGCGACACACUCCUCCUCCUCCUCUCUGCUUGUUCUGAAGGAUUAUCUUUAAUGCAGACGGAGACAGAUCAUGGAAGAUAAACAGGUCCGGGCACCAUUCAGCUACUGAGACAUCUGUUAUGCUGGCGGACAUUUAGACUCACCGGGACUGAAGACAUUUCGCGAGCAGCAGCAUCAUUAAACAGAAGAGGAUCACAAAGGAAGAUGUCCAACGGAGCAGCAGGAAGCGGAGGGCUGGCGUGGAUGGAGGCUGCGAAUGGCCGAGGUGAUACCGGCAAGAUGGAAGGGGCCAAGAAAGACAAGGCGAGCUCCAAGCUGUCUGUGGAGAGAGUGUACCAGAAGAAGACCCAGCUAGAGCACAUCCUUCUCCGUCCAGACACGUACAUCGGCACCGUGGAGCCCAUCACCCAGCAAAUGUGGGUGUUUGAUGAAGAAAUCGGAAUGAACCAGAGGGAAAUCACCUACGUUCCUGGACUGUACAAAAUCUUUGACGAAAUUCUCGUCAAUGCAGCAGACAACAAACAAAGGGACAAGGGCAUGACUGGCAUCAAGAUCACCAUCGAUCCUGAGUCCAACACCAUCUCUAUCUGGAACAACGGUAAAGGAAUUCCUGUGGUGGAGCACAAGGACGAGAAGAUGUACGUCCCGGCUCUCAUUUUCGGCCACCUGCUCACCUCCAGCAACUAUGAUGAUGAGGAGAAAAAGGUCACAGGUGGAAGGAACGGGUACGGUGCUAAACUCUGCAACAUCUUCAGUACCAAGUUCACAGUAGAAACCGCCUGCAAGGAGUACAGACACAGUUUCAAACAGACGUGGCAGAACAACAUGAGCAAGACUGCUGACCCCAAGAUCAAGUUCUUUGACGGGGAAGAUUUCACCUGCGUGACGUUCCAGCCGGACCUGUCCAAGUUCCAGAUGGAGAAACUGGACAAGGACAUUGUAGCACUUCUUACCCGCAGAGCAUAUGAUAUAGCCGGUUCCUGCAGGGGGGUUAAAGUCACGCUGAACGGGAAAAAAUUACCCAUCACCGGCUUCCGCAGCUACGUGGAUCUGUAUGUGAAGGACAAAGUGGACGAGACGGGUGUCGCUCUGAAGGUGGUGAAUGAGACUGUGAAUGAUCGUUGGGAGGUUUGCCUCACGCUGAGCGAGAAGGGGUUCCAGCAAAUCGGCUUCGUCAACAGCAUCGCCACUACCAAGGGCGGAAGACACAUUGACUACGUGGUGGACCAGAUAGUGUCCAAACUUAUUGAAGUGGUGAAGAAGAAGAACAAGGCGGGAGUGACCGUCAAACCCUUCCAGGUGAAGAACCACAUCUGGGUGUUUGUGAACGCACUGAUCGAGAACCCCACCUUUGACUCCCAGACCAAAGAGAACAUGACACUCCAGACCAAGAGCUUCGGGUCCAAGUGUCCUCUGUCGGAAAAGUUCAUCAGGGCUGCAACCAACUGUGGGAUCGUUGAGAGUAUUCUCAACUGGGUGAAGUUCAAAGCUCAGACGCAGCUGAAUAAGAAGUGCUCAUCUGUGAAGUACAGCAAGAUCAAAGGCAUCCCCAAGCUGGACGACGCCAACGAUGCCGGUGGCAAACACUCCGCGGAAUGCACGCUCAUCCUCACUGAGGGAGACUCGGCCAAGUCUCUGGCCGUCUCUGGACUGGGAGUCAUCGGGCGCGAUCGCUACGGAGUGUUCCCGUUGAGAGGAAAGAUUCUGAACGUGCGAGAGGCGACGCACAAGCAGAUCAUGGAAAAUGCUGAGAUCAACAAUAUCAUCAAAAUCGUUGGCCUCCAGUACAAGAAGAGCUACGACGACUCCGAGUCACUGAGGACUCUGCGCUACGGCAGGAUCAUGAUCAUGACUGAUCAGGAUCAAGAUGGCUCCCAUAUCAAAGGUCUGCUCAUCAACUUCUUCCACCACAACUGGCCGUCCCUACUGAAACACACAUUCCUGGAGGAGUUUAUCACACCCAUCGUCAAAGCAACCAAGAGCAAGCAGGAGAUGACCUUCUACAGCAUUCCAGAGUUUGAUGAGUGGAAGAAAAAUACAGACAACUAUAAAACCUGGCAUAUAAAGUACUACAAAGGUUUGGGUACAAGUACAAGCAAAGAGGCAAAGGAGUACUUUGCUGACAUGGAGAAGCAUCGCAUCACAUUCAGAUACAGCGGUGCAGAGGACGACGCUGCCAUUACCCUGGCCUUCAGUAAGAAGAAGACAGACGACAGGAAGGAGUGGCUGACUAACUUCAUGGAAGACAGACGCCAGAGGAGGAUGCACGGCCUGCCGGAGCAAUACCUGUAUGGAACUCAGGCCAGGCACCUCUCCUACAACGAUUUCAUCAACAAAGAGCUGAUUCUGUUCUCCAACUCUGACAACGAGAGAUCCAUCCCAUCCUUGGUUGACGGUUUAAAGCCAGGCCAGAGGAAGGUGCUGUUCACCUGCUUGAAGAGGAACGACAAGAGGGAAGUGAAGGUAGCACAGCUGGCCGGUUCAGUGGCUGAGAUGUCUGCCUACCAUCACGGAGAGCAAGCUCUCAUGAUGACCAUCGUGAACUUGGCCCAGAACUUUGUGGGCAGCAACAACGCCAACAUCCUGCAGCCACUGGGUCAGUUUGGUACUCGCAUCAAUGGAGGCAAAGACGCUGCCAGCCCUCGUUACAUCUUCACCAUGCUCAGUACAAUUGCCAAGCUGUUGUUCCCGUCGGGGGAUUCCAACCUGCUCAAGUUCCUGUGGGAUGACAACCAGAAGGUGGAGCCUGAGUGGUACAUUCCCAUCAUUCCCAUGGUGCUGGUGAACGGCGCCGAGGGCAUCGGAACAGGCUGGGCGUGUAAGAUCCCCAACUACGACGUCCGAGAGAUCGUCAACAACAUCAACCGCAUGCUCAACCACCAGGACCCCCUGCCAAUGCUUCCCAGCUACAAAAACUUCAAAGGGGUGAUCCAUGAACUGGGUCAGAACCAGUUCCUGGUCAGUGGAGAGGUGUCGGUCAUUGACAGAACCACCAUCGAGAUCACAGAGCUUCCUGUUCGGACAUGGACACAGGCGUAUAAGGAGUCUGUGCUGGAGCCGAUGCUGCAGGGCACCGACAAAACACCAGCUCUCAUCAAUGAUUAUAAGGAAUACCACACUGAUACCACAGUGAAGUUCGUGGUUCGCAUGUCUGAGGAGAAACUCGCUCAGGCCGAGUCCGUCGGCCUUCACAAAGUCUUCAAGCUGCAGUCCAGCCUGACCUGCAACUCCAUGGUGCUGUUUGACCACAUGGGCUGUCUGAAGAGGUACGAUUCAGUCCAGGACAUCCUCAGAGAGUUCUUUGAGCUCCGCCUGCACUACUACAAGCUGAGGAAGGACUGGUUACUGGGCAGCCUGGGAGCCGAGGCUGCCAAACUGUCCAACCAGGCUCGCUUUGUACUGGAGAAGAUCGAAGGAAAAGUUUCAAUCGAGAACAAAGCCAAGCGUGAACUGAUCCGAAUGCUCAUCCAGAAGGGCUUCGAGUCUGAUCCAGUGGCUGCCUGGACCAAAUCUCAGGAAAAGGCUCAGGAGGAAGAUUACCGCGACGGAAACGAGAGCGACGGCUCGGUGGACUCCGGCUCAUCGUCGGGGCCCAACUUCAACUACAUUCUCAACAUGCCUCUGUGGUGCCUCACUAAAGAGAAGGUGGAUGAGCUGCUCAAACAGAGGGACCACAAGAGAUCCGAGCUGAGUGAUCUCCAGAAGAAAUGUCCAGAGGAUCUGUGGAAGGAGGACUUGGCGGUGUUCGUCGAGGAGCUGGCUAAAGUGGAGGCCCAGGAGCGAGAGGACCAGAGUAUGGGAAAGGCCGUCAAGAUGGUGAAGGGGAAAGUGGGCAAACCUAAAGCGAAGAAGUUGAACCUGGAGGAGACCAUGCCCUCGCCGUACGGUCGCAGGGUGGAGCCUCCGACUCAGGCGAUCAGAUCGGACGCAGCCAAGAAAAUGACCAAAAAGAAGAAGAGUGACAUAGAUCCAGCGGUGAAGUUGGAGUUUGAUGAGGAUGGUUUGGGCGUUGAGGAGAAAACAGGAGAAAACUCUGUAGUCAAACCAAAAACUCCUCGUGCCAAGAGAGAGAAGAAAGAGCCCGGAACUCCCAGAGUGAGAAAAACUCCAGUGCCUAAAGGUACCCCCGCUAAGAAGGUGAAGAAGAGAAACCCCUGGUCUGAGGACGACUCCAAGUCGGACUCUGACGUGGAGGACAGUCAGCCUAUCAUCCCCAGAGAGACCAAGUCCCAGAGGGCAUCAGCUUCCAAGCCAAAAUACACGUUUGACUUCUCGGAGGAGGAGGCGGACGAAGAGGAGAACGGCGACGACGACGUGGCCUCUUCUCCGGUGAGGUCGUUUAAAGAUGACUUCACUUCCUCUGAGACCAAGGAGCGCUUCAACGACCAUAUUGAUGACGAAGACGAGGAGGAUAACGAAGACUCCUACUCUGCUCCCAAACAAAAGACCACGCCUGCUAUGCCUGUAGCUAAAAAGAAAGAGACAGCCAGCAGCAUCUUCUCAUCCAAGUCCGCCUUCUCUGAAAAAAGCAAUGACAGCGAUGGAUCCAAGUCUGACAGCGAUGACGGCGUCGGCCGUGUGUUCUCCACCUACUCCAGCAGCUCUGCAUUUGACAAACUAUCGCCAGCAAAGAAAGGUGUAGCAGCUAAGAAGCCGUCUGAUGCUACUCCCAAACCUAAGAAGACACCAUCGCCAAAAGCAAAGAAACCAGAUAAAUCCAUCUGGGACUCCGACUCUGACACCGGGUCCAAGAAGCCAGCAUCAGCAUCUUCUCUUAAAGGUAAAGGCAGAGGGGGGAGGAAGAGGAAGGGCUCUGGCUCUGAAGAUGAGUACAGUCCAAUGAAGAAAAUGGCAAAACCUGCGGGCAGAAAGCCUCAGAAACCUCCAUCAGAUGACGAGGACGACGACAGCAACAGCCUGAGCGCGAUGGGCUCGAUGGGCGCGAUGGGUGCGAUGGGCGCAGCGUCCCGCGACCGGCCGGGCCGGGCCAAGAAGGAGGUGAAGUACUUCGUCGAGUCCGACAACGGCGGAGAAGACGACGACGACGACAUGUUCGAUUAGAUCAACACACUCCAAACACACUCUCUGCUCCUCCUUCUGUGUUCCCACAGACUUUUGUACAUUUCCUCUUUCAUUUUAUUUUCAUUAAUGGUGACGUUCAAUGAUUUCUAAUGUGUAGCUGUUUUACACUUUUUAUUAUACAUAUACAGGUUUCUUUUUUUAAUGCUCAUUGAAAUGUUCCGUAUUUGUCCGAAGCGGCUUUUAGAAGUUUAGAACGCUGUGCUUUAGCACAUUUUAAUUGUUAAAAUAUUAUGUAACUUUUUGAACAUGAAGUUGAAAGUAAACUAUGAAAUGUC